Messenger RNA from Peniophora sp. CBMAI 1063, 2334 nucleotides. The record is from the annotation of a GenBank genome assembly. Lineage: Eukaryota; Fungi; Basidiomycota; Agaricomycetes; Russulales; Peniophoraceae.
AUGCCGCGCUUCGCAACGCGCUCUCUCCUGGCGCUAGUCGCUGCCUCUGUCGCACUCUGUGCUCCCGAGCCUCAACUAGACGGUCUCAGCUUCACCUCCGACGGCAACAGCGGUCUCCCAGGCGGCGCCAACAUGCUCAUCCCCGUCGUUCAGAACCUCGCCGACGCGGACAGCGCCACUUCAGCGGUCCCGGACCUCAACCUCUCUGCGGAUACGCCAUAUGGAGAUGGCCUGACCGAUAACCUCCCGAGCAGUGCGGCGCUCCAGGAUGGUCUUGCCGCCCGCCCGAACAACGUCAUUAGCGACCUGGAGGACCCUUAUCCCCUCGAUGACGAGACCCAAAGGGGACCCCGCGCACAUUCGAAGCGCCAGACGCGCCCCCCGCCAUCAUCACAAGGGCGCCCUUCGAACCGCCCGCCUACCCGCCAAGGUCCUACUCCGCCAACAGCGCCCGAAGACAGGAACCACGUUCCUCUGCAGGAGCUUCAGCUUUCCGAGUUCGUUACCUGCCUGUCCCAGGCUGGCUCCAGCGUUCAGCAACGCGCUGUCGACGUUCUCAAGCGCGCUAACGAGGGCGCCGCCGCCUUUCACGAGCUUCCCUGCUCCAACGCCCUCCCCAGUCAGGCCAGCGACGUUCUCUUCGGCAGCUUCACCAAACGUACCACAGUCUCACACGAAGACGUUGAAGCUGGUCUGGCAGAGCUCCAGGGUCUUGUUGCGACGCUCUCAGCUAUGGGUACCCAGGCGCAAGGACUCGCGAGCGGCAACACCAAGCGCGCUUCCUUCGGCGACGCCCUUCGUCAUUAUCGCGGCGAUGGCGAGAGCCAGUACAGCUCUCAUCAUGGCCACUACGACCACAACAAGCAUCACGGGCAUGGCGGUGACGGAAACAUGGGCGAUUAUGGCUACGAGCGCCGGCAGUUCCAGGACACCGAACUCCCUGCCGCUCUGGACUCGGACAAUCUCAAGGAGACUAUCCGCGCGGCCGCCAGUCAGUCUGCGACGUCCGGUACCGUGCGGCCCACUUCAAAGCCCACCAACGACAAGCUUCUUGGUAUUGUCAAGCGCGACGAGUCAUCCGGCCAUGAACGUCGCCAAGCACCUGCUGCUGCCUCUGCAACGUCUAUAAUGCCAGUAUCGAGCGCGUCUCCCAACGCGACGUACAACAGCACCAACCCUGACCCGAACAGCAUCGAGGCGAUUGUCAAGGGCGUUGGCUCGCCUGUAACGAGUGGUCUUAGCAGCGGUGGCGGCUUUGGUGGCGACGCAGAGAAGCGCGACGCUGAGCUUCAGUCCAGGCAGGUGGGCGGGCUCCCGCAGGACUUCGACCCCUUCAACGGCGGUUCUCCCAUCAACGGCGAUGAGCUCUCUGCCAGUGCCGCCUCGGGAAGCUCUACCUCUACGCCCACUGGCAGCAACGGUCUCGUCGGUGGCUUGGUCGAUACCGUUCAAGGCCUGGUCGGGACGGUCGACGGCGUUGUGAGCAUCGUUCGCAAACGCGCUCUUGGCACCCUCAAGGCGCUCCAGCAGCUCUCUGGACCCGUCGCAUCGUCUGUCGCCAACGCGGGUCACAAACGCGAUGAGGACCUCGAUCGCCGCCAGCGCGGUGCCGCUCCUGCUUCUCCCAACCGUAGGCCGGCUCCAGCCAACCGCCCUGAUGCCAGCCCUGCAGCCGCCAGCCCUGCGCCGUCGGCCAGCACCUCAGCAGGCGUUGCCAACUCGCUCACCAACCUCCUUACGACGGUGUCCAAAGCUAGCUCAGGCAACACGAAGCGCUCGAUCCACGACAACGGCCGGCAUGCGGUCAUCGAUCCCGUCCUCGGGACUGGCCAGAUGCAGGCGCGCGACAGCAGCGCGAACGCGAACGCCGCGGAGCGCGAGGCUGUUGACGCUGUCCAUAACGUCAACUCUGGCGCGCGUCUUGUCGAGGGCAACGCAUCAGACGACUCGCAAGAUCUUCGACUCCACCUCGACAGCUUGAGCGACGUCGCUACCACGCUCUUGCACCCUUACCCGACGUCUACCUCUACGGCGGGCGUGUCCAUCCAGACGCUUGACGGGUCCGCGAACAAGCCCUCGCCUCGCGCGCUCAUCGAUACGGGCAAGAUCUCCAACCAGCUCGCGGGCGUCACGGCUGGACCUGGCAAGAAGGCGCCGCGGGCGCUCAUCGACACCGGCAAGAUCUCGAACCAGCUGAACGGGUUGACCGGGAAGCUCAAGCGCGACGUCGGGCUGACGUUCGCGGAGAACGAACGUCGUAGCCCUCUUCCCCCCAGCCGCAUGGACUCGCGUGCGGAGGAUGUUCAUACGACGGCCGCCGAGGAUGCCAUGUAG